Molecule: messenger RNA, 324 nt
Organism: Phalaenopsis equestris
Lineage: Eukaryota; Viridiplantae; Streptophyta; Magnoliopsida; Asparagales; Orchidaceae
Biological process (GO): negative regulation of organ growth
Molecular function (GO): anaphase-promoting complex binding
Source: RefSeq, a predicted model, not a curated record
UCACGCCAUACCUUCAAGCGGAGUAUUGAAAGGUUGCGCCGGCCCUGCUGCAACAAAUGAGCUCUCCGGCGAGAUCGUCGGCUUCGGGAGCGAGCGCCGGGCAAAUUGGCGGUGCUUCCAGCAGUAGUAACGCUGGAUUAAUUGAUGAUUCUGUUUACCAUUUUCCUACCGAUCUCAUCUCUGUUCAUGACCGAAAGGAGGCGGCCUUAACUGUCUUGAGGUCGGAUCUGAUGGCAUCGCUCCAGAAGGAGGUGAAAUCUCUGGACGAAGACGGUUGGAUGUUUUCUGGUCCUCGCUCACAAAUUCAUCUCGUUCUAAGACCAG